GUUCAUUACUACAUGUAGCUCAUGUAGUGAAAACAAGAAAUACGGCAAAUACUUGUCUUAGAUAAUAACACCCGUCAAAAAGUUUUGAUCGUUCCAUUUCUUUGUAAAAUAUUGUUUUCUACUAGUAUCUAUCAUUGUAAACUUCAACAAGCAAACAUGGUAGUCUUGUCCAAACCAGCCAUUGAGCACUUGUCCAAAGCGAAUAACUGCAAACCAACCUCAUUCUUCAAUGGUGUUCCAUUGAUUGACCUCUCAAAACCUGACUCUAAAAACCUCAUUGUUAAGGCCUGUGAAGAAUUUGGAUUCUUCAAAGUCGUCAACCAUAGCGUCCCUACGGAAUUCAUAACUAAACUUGAAUCCGAAGCCAUUAAUUUCUUCUCCUCUCCCCUCUCUCAGAAAGAAAAAGCUGGACCACCCGACCCUUUUGGCUAUGGGAAUAAGCAGAUUGGACCCAAUGGUGAUUUGGGUUGGGUCGAAUACAUUUUUGUGGCAACAGACUCUGAAAUCAGUUACCACAAAUUCUCAUCUAUAUUCGGUGUAAACCCGGAAACAAUACGCACUGCAGUAAAUGAUUAUGCGUCAGCGGUGAAGAAAAUGGCAUGCGAGAUUCUUGAAAUGUUGGAAGAGGGAUUAAAGAUUCAUCCGAGGAAUGUUUUCAGUAAGCUUCUAAUGGACGCAAAGAGUGACUCUGUUUUCAGGCUCAAUCACUAUCCCCCUUGUCCUGAGAUUCAACAAUUCAGUGACCAUAAUUUGAUUGGAUUUGGAGAGCAUACUGACCCGCAAAUCAUAUCUGUAUUGAGAUCCAACAACACUUGCGGACUUCAAAUAUCACUCAAAAAUGGACACUGGAUUUCUGUCCCACCUGAUCCAAAUUCUUUCUUCAUUAAUGUUGGUGAUUCAUUGCAGGUGAUGACUAACGGGAGGUUUAAGAGUGUAAGGCACAGGGUAUUGGCGAACAGUGUGAAAUCAAGGCUAUCAACGAUAUAUUUUGGAGGACCGCCAUUGAGGGGAAAGAUAGCACCUUUGGCAUCAUUAAUGGAAGGGGAAGAAAGCUUGUACAAAGAGUUUAAGUGGUUUGAGUACAAAAAAUCUGCCUAUAAAACUAGACUGGCCGAUAAUAGGUUGGUUCUAUUUGAGAAAAUUGCAUCCAAAUAAUAUUUUUUCUUAUAUAA
This is a messenger RNA of Nicotiana tabacum (common tobacco), 1172 nucleotides long. Lineage: Eukaryota; Viridiplantae; Streptophyta; Magnoliopsida; Solanales; Solanaceae. The record is from RefSeq and is a predicted model, not a curated record.